CUCCGCACAGACCACCAGGCGCACCGGCAGCCCCCGUCUCUCUCUGCUGACUCAGUGCCUUAACAGCAGUCCCUUCACCCGGUGAUACACCAUCCAGACACCGACGCACAUUUCUCCGGCCAACUCACCCCAUCGACACACUUCAGACAUGGCUAAGACCGCAAUCGCUUACAAAGAGAAGAUGAAGGAGAUUUCUGUCCUCUCUCUCAUAUGCUCCUGUCUGUACCCCGAGAGCCGCAAAAACAUUUUGGGGGACUUUGAAGACAUGGACAUCAAGCCAAUCAACAAGCGUGCAUCAGGUCAAGCCUUUGAGGUCAUCCUAAAGCCGCCGUCUCCUACAUCUGAUGCGGCUCACUGCAUCACCAGCCCCCCAAAGAGGGACAUUUCCCUGGAGGACAUCCAGAAGAAACUGGAGGCGGCCGAGGACAGGAGGAGAUCCCAGGAGGCGCAGAUCCUCCGGAUCCUUGCCGAGAAACGCGAGCAUGAGCGCGAAGUGCUGCUGAAGGCCAUGGAGGAGAACAGCAACUUCAGCCGCAUGGCUGAGGAGAAGCUGCAGGUGAAGAUGGAGCAGAUCGAGGAGAACCGGCAGGCCUACCUGGCGGCCAUAAUGGAGCGCCUGCAGGAGAGGGAGAGGCAUGCUCAGGAGGUGCGCAGGAACAAGGAGCUGAGAGAAGAGUUGAUGCCGUGAGAGGCCCCGACAGCCUCUAUACACCCCCACCUUCAGUCACCACCUCCCGUCCGAGGAACACCUCCCUCCCCACCUCGUCCUACAUGUCCACACCUCUCCACCCGUCUCCCUGACAUACCCACCCACCUCUUGUAUUGCUAUGAAACUUUGAAGAAACGCCACCCUGAGAUAGCGGGAGAUUCAAAUAGGGUUGGGGGUGGAAAGGAUUGCAAAAAUGUUUAAAAAAAAAAAAAGAAAGGAGGAAAACUAUCAUUUCCUAUCCUUUAAAAAUGAAUGUUUUUGUUCAAACAUGAAGAAAAAAAAUCCAAUUGACACCUGGCAGCGUUUUUUGUAAAUACUUCUUUUUUGUUAUAUACAGUCCGAUACAAGCAGCAAAAGUAUUGAUUGCAGUGUGCCAUUUUUAUAUAUAGGUUUCUUCUCCCUGCUUAUAUAAAAUAUAUAAAUGGAUGUAAUGAUCUGUUCACUUUUUUCCCCCCUCUCAUUUCAGCCUGAGAAUGUUUGUUUUAGGUUUCUCUUGUGUGGUAACAAGCUUAGGUGUUUGUUGUGAGUUUGCCAGCUAGCUGAUGUUUUGCUGUGAACAGGUUGCGCCUCCCCACCACAAAAGCCUGCAUGCACGAGCGGGGUGCAGAGUCGGGGCCACAUUCGCAGGAAGGUCGCCAAAAGGAACGGUGGUGUUGCUGGUUCUUGCAGGCUGGCUUUUUUGUGGGGGACUGCCAGCUGUUUCCGCACAUCUGCUCCUGUGAAAAUAGGUAGUGACUGUACUGCAGGAGAACACGAUAGCAUUUAAUGAGCCCAUCCUUCACUUCAUUUCCAUCUCUCUUUUUCACACACACACGUAGGCCGUGAAAUCACUCACACGCUCUCCACACAGCACAGGAAAAUACCUUUCAUGCACCGUUAAUCUCAUAAAGCUUCCCUCAGAAAUGGCGCCGUUACGUCCUCGGAUGCCAGUGUUGCAUACAGCACCUCUGUUAAAGUAUGGGUCUGUCAUUAUAACGCUGGAGCUCAGCAAUCUCCAGUUGUUCAAUUUAAUCAUACUAGAAAAAAAAAAACAUAUCUCUGACUUCUCUCUCUUCAUACCAUCAUUCAACUUUCCCCUGAAACACAGCAAAUACUGGCACAAUGAAGAUAUUUAAGCCAUAAGAGGCAUGAAUGCAUUAAUGAUCAAUAGAAAUAGUAUUUCUAAGAGUAAUCUUGAAUGAGUUGCAACGACGGGUGCUUGGAUGGUCACACACGCACACUUGGCCCGUAGAUGUGUGUGAGUGGGUGUGUGAGUGAACUGCACAGAGACCAGGUAGUUAGUGUGUUGAUAUGUUUAGAUAUAAAAACCAACAACAAUACAGCGUGUAACGAUUGUCAGAAAGUUAGACACAGGCAGUUAGUUUCCUUCCUGACUCUCUUUCUCUCCUCCGUCCAUUUGUGUGUUUCCUCCUCUUCCACGUAUAUCUUUGUGAGCAAGCAGUGGUUAAUAAAGAUUUGGGGUUCAGUGAAUAAAA
Xiphophorus couchianus (Monterrey platyfish) is the source of this 2184-nucleotide messenger RNA. It is a transcript of the gene stmn2b, whose product is annotated as stathmin 2b. NCBI's taxonomy places the organism in Eukaryota, Metazoa, Chordata, Actinopteri, Cyprinodontiformes, Poeciliidae. The record is from RefSeq and is a predicted model, not a curated record. Gene Ontology annotation, molecular function: tubulin binding. Bases 149 to 688 code for a protein of 179 amino acids. The transcript is spliced from 5 exons. Gene Ontology annotation, biological process: neuron projection development; microtubule depolymerization; regulation of microtubule polymerization or depolymerization. Gene Ontology annotation, cellular component: growth cone; cytoplasm; neuron projection.